AUGGACACAUUCCCACAAUUCAUGAAAGCGGUCGUCAUUGACAAGCAUGGCGACUCCUCUGUCCUCCGCCUUGAGACCCAGCAUCCUCUCCCAUCCAUGAAUGAUACGGACGUCCUGGUGAAAGUCAAUUAUGCUGGGGUAAACUUUGUCGAUACCUACCAGCGCAGUGGCCUAUACCCAGUGAAUCUGCCCCUGCAGGUCGGCCGAGAAGGCGCUGGUACUAUUGUCAAAAUUGGUUCCAAUGUGCCUCCGUCAUAUGGCCUCCAGGUUGGUCAGCGAGUGGCGGUCUUCACCCAGGGUACCACAGCAGAGUACGUCUCUGCGCCAUCAGAGAGCGUCAUGGUAUUGCCUCCAUCCGUGUUGACGAAACAAGGAGCCGCGAUCAUGCUCCAGGGCAUGACGGCAUGGACGAUCGUUCAAGAUGCCCACAAGGUAGAGCCAGGGCAGACGAUUCUUAUCCAAGCGGCGGCUGGAGGCACAGGUGGCAUGCUCGUGCAAAUGUGCAAACACCUCGGCGCCACUGUGAUCGGUACAGUAUCGACGCCAAAAAAGGCAGAUAUUGCGAUGAAGCACGGAUGCGAUCAUGUUAUUCUCUACAAGAACAACGAUGUGCAAAAGGAGGUCAUGCGAAUAACGAGCACGAAGGGCUGCCAUGCCGUUCUCAGUGGCGUUGGAGAGGCUACCUUCGCUCAAGACCUAGCAUGCACGAGGAGAAAGGGGACUCUGGUUUCGUAUGGCAACAGCAGUGGCGCAGUGUCCAGUUUCCGAGUCCUGGAUUUGAGCAAGAAAAAUGUCAAACUUGUGCGACCGACACUGGCAAACUAUAUCACAGAAAGGGAUGAAUUUGUCCUGCGAUCGCGGCAGCUGCUAGACUUGGUGGGAUCCGGAGCCGUGCGGCCGGAGUUUGGUGGUGAAUAUAGCUUGAAGGAGGUGGCGCAGGCGCAGGAUGACCUUACGACCCAGAAGACAACUGGAAAACUGCUCAUCAAGAUCCAAACUUAA
Messenger RNA from Penicillium lagena, 1002 nucleotides. RefSeq names its product quinone oxidoreductase family protein. The transcript has a single exon. The record is from RefSeq and is a predicted model, not a curated record. Gene Ontology annotation, cellular component: cytoplasm. Lineage: Eukaryota; Fungi; Ascomycota; Eurotiomycetes; Eurotiales; Aspergillaceae. Bases 1 to 1002 code for a protein of 333 amino acids. Gene Ontology annotation, biological process: cellular response to oxidative stress. Gene Ontology annotation, molecular function: zinc ion binding; quinone reductase (NADPH) activity.